Sardina pilchardus (European sardine) is the source of this 5150-nucleotide messenger RNA. RefSeq names its product glutamate receptor 4-like. The record is from RefSeq and is a predicted model, not a curated record. The transcript is spliced from 16 exons. Bases 119 to 2830 code for a protein of 903 amino acids. Gene Ontology annotation, biological process: monoatomic ion transport; synaptic transmission, glutamatergic; modulation of chemical synaptic transmission. NCBI's taxonomy places the organism in Eukaryota, Metazoa, Chordata, Actinopteri, Clupeiformes, Clupeidae. Gene Ontology annotation, molecular function: AMPA glutamate receptor activity; transmitter-gated monoatomic ion channel activity involved in regulation of postsynaptic membrane potential. Gene Ontology annotation, cellular component: plasma membrane; AMPA glutamate receptor complex; postsynaptic density membrane.
UCCUUAGGGAACAAAAUAUCAAGGAUGUACUGCUAAGGUAUAGGCUAGUUUAUUUUUCAUAAAUUUCCCCCCAAUUGCCAGUUUCCUCAAUGCCUCUUCAUAGUUUUUAUUAAUCAAAAUGAGGAUUUCCUUAAACCAAUUUUUAGUUAUAUUUUCUGGCAUUUGCGGACUUACAAUGGGCCCUUUCCCAAGCAGCGUUCAAAUCGGCGGACUGUUCAUCAGAAAUACCGAUCAGGAAUACACUGCUUUUCGUUUAGCUAUUUUCCUGCAUAACACCAGUCCUAACGCAUCUGAGGCUCCUUUUAAUCUCGUGCCUCACGUGGACAAUAUCGAAACAGCGAACAGCUUCGCCGUAACCAAUGCCUUUUGCUCACAGUAUUCACGAGGGGUAUUUGCAAUCUUCGGCCUGUACGACAAGCGUUCUGUGCACACGCUUACAUCAUUCUGUGGAGCUCUACACAUCUCCCUUAUAACACCCAGUUUCCCCACUGAAGGAGAAAGCCAGUUUGCACUACAGCUUCGCCCAUCUAUACGAGGAGCACUUCUUAGCCUCCUUGGCCACUAUGACUGGAACCGCUUUGUCUUCCUGUAUGACACUGACCGUGGGUAUUCGAUACUUCAGUCCAUCAUGGAAAAGGCUGGACAGAAUGGUUGGCAAGUCAGUGCUAUCUGUGUGGAAAACUUUAAUGAUGCAAGUUAUCGACAACUUCUUGACGACCUAGACCGCCGGCAAGAGAAGCUGUAUGUCAUAGAUCUGGAAGCAGAAAGACUGACAAAUAUGUUGGAACAGAUUGUGAGUGUUGGCAAACAUGUUAAGGGCUACCAUUACAUCAUGGCCAAUUUGGGCUUUAAGGACAUCAAUCUGGAGCGCUUUAUGCAUGGUGGAGCAAAUGUGACUGGCUUUCAGCUAGUGGACUUCAGCAAUCCCAUGGUGAUUAAGCUCAUGCAGCGCUGGAACAAACUUGACCAGCGGGAGUACCCAGGAUCUGACACCCCCCCAAAGUACACAUCUGCACUGACAUAUGAUGGUGUGAUGGUGAUGGCUGAAGCCUUCCGGAACCUUCGCAGACAAAAAGUGGACAUCUCUCGAAGGGGAAAUGCUGGAGAUUGUUUGGCCAAUCCUGCAGCACCAUGGAGCCAGGGCAGGGACAUGGAACGGACCCUGAAACAGGUCAGACUCCAGGGAUUAACAGGAAAUGUGCAGUUUGACAUUUAUGGCCGCAGAGUUAAUUACUCAAUGGAUGUCUUUGAACUAAAGAAUAAUGGUCCAAAAAGGAUUGGUUAUUGGAAUGAUGCAGACAAGUUGGUUCUGAUCCAGGACCAAACUCUUCUUUCAAAUGACACUUCUGGUAUGAAUAGGACUGUCAUUGUGACUACUAUUAUGGAGGGUCCAUAUGUCAUGCUUAAGAAGAAUUGGGAAUUAUAUGAAGGUAACGACCGGUAUGAGGGGUACUGUGUGGACUUGGCCUCUGAAAUUGCCAAACAUAUUGGCAUAAAGUACCAGAUUUCCAUAGUGCCUGAUGGGAAGUAUGGUGCCAGGGAUCCAGAGACAAAGAUCUGGAAUGGAAUGGUUGGGGAGCUGGUGUAUGGGAGAGCAGAAAUUGCUGUAGCUCCUUUGACAAUUACUUUGGUUCGGGAAGAAGUAAUAGACUUCUCUAAGCCUUUCAUGAGCUUAGGUAUCUCCAUCAUGAUCAAGAAGCCCCAGAAGUCCAAGCCGGGUGUGUUCUCCUUCCUGGACCCUCUGGCCUAUGAGAUCUGGAUGUGCAUCGUGUUUGCCUACAUCGGCGUUAGUGUGGUGCUUUUCCUCGUCAGCCGCUUCAGCCCGUAUGAAUGGCACACAGAGGAGCCAGAGGAAGGCUCUGACGGUCUGCCAAGUGACCAGCCCCCCAAUGAAUUUGGGAUCUUCAACAGUCUCUGGUUCUCCCUGGGAGCAUUCAUGCAGCAAGGCUGUGAUAUCUCUCCAAGAUCUCUAUCUGGACGAAUUGUGGGUGGAGUCUGGUGGUUCUUCACCCUCAUCAUUAUAUCCUCAUACACUGCCAACCUGGCUGCUUUCCUGACAGUUGAGAGAAUGGUUUCACCCAUUGAGAGUGCUGAGGAUUUGGCUAAACAGACGGAUAUAGCUUAUGGCACAUUAGACUCAGGGUCAACAAAAGAGUUCUUCAGGAGAUCAAAAAUAGCUAUAUAUGAGAAAAUGUGGACUUAUAUGAAGUCUGCUGAGCCUACUGUGUUUACCAAGAGAACCGCAGAGGGAGUUGCACGAGUGCGCAAGUCCAAAGGGAAGUAUGCCUUCCUAUUAGAGUCUACCAUGAAUGAGUACACGGAACAGCGGAAGCCCUGUGACACAAUGAAGGUUGGAGGCAACCUGGACUCCAAAGGCUAUGGAGUGGCAACACCCAAGCGUUCACAGUUAAGAAGUGACGUUAACCUGGCAGUUUUAAAACUGAAUGAACAAGGCCUGUUGGACAAAUUGAAAAACAAGUGGUGGUACGACAAAGGCGAGUGUGGCAGCGGUGGAGGUGGCGAGAAGGACAAGAGUUCUCAAGCCCUGAGUCUUAGUAACGUGGCAGGAGUGUUUUACAUCCUGGUGGGGGGCCUGGGCCUGGCCAUGCUGGUAGCUCUCAUCGAAUUCUGCUACAAGUCCAGAAAUGAAGCCAAGCGAAUGAAGUUGACCUUCACAGAGGCGAUGCGGAAUAAAGCCCGCUUGUCGAUAACAGGAAGUGUGGGUGAGAAUGGCCGAGUCUUGACUCCAGACUGUCCAAAGGCUGUGCACUCUGGGCCCGCUGUUCGACAGACCUCUGGAUUGGCUACAGUCCCCUCUGAUAUGCCAUGAAGACUUAAACCAUUUAAGUGCCUUACCCACAUCUGUAUGUCAAUCAAUGAAUACAAAACGAACUGAAACUACCCCACAAAGCAUUUACAGGUAGUACAGUAGCAAUUUAAACAUAAAAUGUAUGUAGAGGGUGAUUGGUAAGAAUCAGAUAGAUUUGGAGAAGAACUUUUCACAAUUAUUGCGUACCCACAUUUUAACACCCAAGAAAUGCCAAGAAAUAACCACAACUGUGAACUUGAACCACAUGCUCAACAUUUGUUGCAGUAGAUGGAGAAUGAUAUGCCAUUUGUCAUUAUCAUUGUUCUGUUAAUUUAAUCUCAGAUCUGAGCAGAUUCAGACUUGAAGUAGCAAGUACUCUGCACAAGAACAAGCCACAGCUUGUAAUAUUUGGUCAUAUUACAACUGAAAUGUUACAUUGUGAAUAUUCCUUGUACUUUCACUGUGGUCCAAAUGUCUCUUUCUUUACGUACAAUAGCAAAAGCAAAUUUCUCUAAGUACAUAUUAUAUCUGGUUUCUACUAUAAUGUGCAAUGUUGUUUCAUUGCAAAUAAGACAUAUUGUUCAUGUUUAGAAUCACAUUUUCUAUAAUUUUAUCAGACAUUUAAAUAUUUUUUUGGAAUGAGUAGAUCAGAUCAAAUGUUUCUUUUAUUACCAAAGUGGUUACCUUUACCAAAUAUAAUGUGACUUUUCUCCACAAAAGUGUUUAGCACAUAGCUUUAUUAUUUAUGCCAAACAGUACUCAAUCUCUUGAGGUGAUGUCAUGAUACCUGUCAUCACAAACAUUAUAUACAUGUAAUAGAAUUAAGUAGAAAUAAAAUUCCAGUAAAAAUGUAAAAAAAAAAUGUUUAGAAGGAUGCUGCACAUUUCUUGCUCUUUGGGGGACAAAAUGGCAAGCCAUCAGUAAUGUUGCUUCUGUGCACAAGGGGAUGGGAUGUAUUUCAUUAGCUGUUAAGUUCAGAUAUCAACAACAUUUUACCAAUACCUCACAUUAAGCUUAUUUCCAAAUAAUUGUCACACUAACAUUUCAGUAGUAUUAUGACCAGAUUUUUUUUUAAAUGCCUUUCUUGUUUAGAGUAAUCUUCUUUGUUUUCUGAACUAUUUAUCUUUAGUAUGAAACAUCUGCUAUUCAAUUGAGAUUUAAUGUCCCUUGAAUGAAAGUCCAGUGGAUAUCAAUCACAAAAAAAGGGUUCAGCAUUAUUUUAAUGUAUCAUAAUGAAUCGUUAGUAAAAAUAAACAAUAUAAAUUGGCUUACAUUUGAGUGUUCAGAAAGGGUCAGCUGACUCAAAGUUAAAGGUUAGUUGAGUAUUUCUUGCUUAGCUACUGAUCCAUUAAAAAAUUAAAAGUGUUGCAAAAUGGAUUCAAAUGUAAAAUAUUAAAAUGUGGCAAAUAGGAUAUUGAUACUCAUAUUAAUAACAGUACAAUAAUACAAGCAGCACCAUAACUGGCUACACUGAAGAAAUGGUAUUCGUUGAAUAACCUAAUUAACCUAAUGUUUUGUAUAUAGGGAAAGAAACAGCAAUCUAUUUCCCCUUAAAUGUAAAUAGCUACUGUAAAGUGAAAUGAAUUGAUGUAAAAGCAUCAUUAGAAAAUACUGUCAUACAAUAAUGGAUAGAAAGUUAAAUACAUACUUUAUUUAUUCAUAUAAGUUUACACAUGGAAUUUAAAACUUUGACUUUUUAGGCCUUCACCACUCAUGAGUGCUUCCAUUCUGGGCAAUACAAUCUGUGUGUUUCUUAUCUUUGAAUAUGCUCAUUUGAUACCAAAUAGAUCAUAUUAUAUUUUUUAUUUCUAUUGCUUUAGUAGUUCAAAGUGUGAAAAUGAAGCAUUUAAAAUGCAAUAUGAAUGAUUUUUAAAAUGGAAUUAAAUGCAAGGAAUUUGUAUUCUAAAGAGCCAUGGUGUGUGCAAUGCAUUUACCUUUUUGAAAAACACUGUGUAAACCUCAGCCUUUUGUGUGAACCUUCUGAAUACUUAGUAUUGUAUUGUGUCUUUCAGAGGAAGUGAUCCAGGAAAACUAGAAUUCUUUGAUGAAUGGAUGGUCUCUUUUUCAGGAUAACAUAGAAGCCUUUCCCACUGUAAUCCAUAUGACCUGUUUGUAUAUGACUCCAGGCAUGAUUUUUCUUAGCCAAAUGAAGAAUUGUUUAAGUACAAUCAGUUUCCCCCUGUCAGUCAUCCAGCGGCAGACACACACACAAACCCAAAAUAUCUAACAGCAGGUUAUGUCGUGGGCUCCUAUGGGUAAUGCCACAAAAUGUUUUCCUAUUGUUUGAAAUGGUACAUAUUGUAUUUAUUUUGACCAUCUUUUUAUAGUAAAAUAAUAAAUA